This is a messenger RNA of Astyanax mexicanus (Mexican tetra), 2686 nucleotides long. RefSeq names its product recoverin b (gene rcvrnb). The transcript is spliced from 3 exons. Gene Ontology annotation, molecular function: calcium ion binding. Lineage: Eukaryota; Metazoa; Chordata; Actinopteri; Characiformes; Acestrorhamphidae. The coding region runs from base 1301 to 1912 and encodes 203 amino acids. The record is from RefSeq and is a predicted model, not a curated record.
UGUGAAAGCUUUAAUUUCUAGUAUUUUCAACUGUGUAGUUAGCAGCAGUGCUAGCCGUGGUUAGCAGCGCUGUUGGACGGCAUUUACUAGCCCUAAGCACUGCUAACCAUGGCUAGCGCUGAGGAACCCUUAGUGUUCCGGUAACACAAGGCGCUAUCAGCUAGUGGUUUCUCCCAUGUAGCUUGUUUUAACACGGUACACACGCAGACUACAAUCCGAUAUACUCACCUCUGAAUGGUGAAAGAGCUAGCAGUGCGGUUAGCGGCUAAUGCUGAUACUGCUUCAGCCUGGAGAAACUUCACUGAAACUCCUGUAUAACGCUGUAAUUUAGCGGAGUUGUUUUACUGCCCCUAACAACCUGACUUGUAGAAUUCAUACAUUAGGCUCACCGGCCAAAUUAGAUGAUUUUAAGUGCAGAUUAUAAUAGUAGUAGUAAUUAGAUACUACACGUCUUCUUCUCCGCUGUUACUGACGGCAGUUCACGUUAGCAUGUGUAGCAUAACUGCGUUUUUGGGGAAUAAUCAGCAAGUGCAUUUCUAGUAGUAAAAUACUGGGUGAGGCUCUGCUUACAAGAGCUUUCUGUGCUUGAACUUGCAGGAUCCUUAACAUCUGAUGAUACAUUCUGAUUAUUGUGUCAUUUUUUACUUUUAAAUAUUUUCAUUAAUGGUCCUUUAGGAAGCCAUAUUUGACUUUUUACCAGUUGUUUUGUAAUAAUUAAACAUAUUUCUUUAAGCUUAAUAUAAAAAUAAUACAUCAAAUAUUUUUUGUUAGUUUACAGAUUAGAGUUUGGCCCACUGGGAAAUAGUCAAUUAGACUUCAAUCUAUUGCUUAAAUUCUACAGCAAAUGGUCUCCAAAGGCUAAGCUGAAGGGGAAUUUUGUACUGUCUCUCCAGUUUUGUAUAAACUUUCUAACAUUUCAUAUAAGAAUAUCAAGAUUACCAGUUACUGAUCAUCAGAAGAACCACAGAACAAUUUAAACCUCACAGUUCUGUGUAUGAUUUGUAAUUUAUAGUUGUUUUAUUGUUGUUGGUGUACAUUAAGGAUCUGUCACCAUCUGGUAAUUUAAUCAGGUGGUAUUAAUGAGAUCAAGAGGUCCCCUGCUGUUAGCUAAGCCUGUUCUUUCAUGGAUAGCUCCUUAUGUAGACAGCUUCCACAGAGCAUCCAACAGUGUCCCUCCAACCAAUCAAAUUGCAGUCCAAAACCCUGCGAUCAUCCCUUAUAAUCUAAAGCAGUACUGUAUGGGUUUAAAUAGGAGGCCUGGUCAUGUUGGUUUGUUUCAGCCUCUACAUUCGAGUGAAAGAUGGGCAACAGUAAAAGUGUUUCUCUCUCUAAAGACGUGCUGGAGGAGCUGAAGUCCAACACACGGUACACCGAUGAGCAGCUUUUUGCCUGGUACCAGACCUUCAUGAAAGAGUGCCCCAGUGGCCAGAUCAGCCGAGAACAGUUUGAGAGCAUCUACGCCAGCUUCUUUCCUGACGCUGACCCGAAGGCCUACGCUCAGCACGUGUUCCGAAGCUUUGACUCUAACAGCGACGGGACACUCGAUUUUAAAGAGUACAUUGUGGCACUGCAUCUUACUUCUUCUAGCAAGACGUUCCAGAAGCUCGAGUGGGCCUUUGCGUUGUACGAUGUGGACAGGAAUGGGACUAUCACCAAAAAUGAGAUCCAUGAAAUUGUCAAGUCUAUAUUUAACAUGAUCUCAAUAGAGGACCAGAAGAACCUACCAGACGAUGAAAACACGCCUGAAAAAAGGACAGAAAAAAUCUGGGACUAUUUUGGGAAAAAGGAAAAUGAUAAAAUAACAGAAGGAGAGUUCAUCCAGGGAGUGAUGGACAAUAAGAACAUUCUCAGACUGAUCCAGUUUGAUGAGCCCCAGAAGGUCCAGGACAGGCUGAAGGAAAAGAAGCAAUAGCAGUGCCUCCUUCCAAUUUUGCCUCACUCUUCUUUUAAGAUCAGUCUUACAAUUGACUUAUUUUAAGAAAUGUCCCAAUGACUUGUGUUUCUAUAUAUUUAUAUAUAUACUCGUAUAUAUACUCACAUAUAUAUAUAUAUGUAUAUAUAUAUAUAUAUAUACAUAUAUAUAUAUACUAUUUGACAAAAAUAGCUUAGUAUCAGUUGCCAAUAAUAUAGAAACCAAUCAUAGCCAGUUGAAUGUGCAAGUUUAUGUGGCAGUUUCCCUGCUAUGGAUUAAGCCCAGUUUUAGGACUACAGAGCAUUUUGAAUUUGGAGAGUUUACAUUAAAAUGUAAAUAUAUUCUAAAUCAAGGCCUAAUCCAUGUCUGGGGAACUGACCUGAUAUGUUAUUUGUGAGUAUAAUAUAAGAGUGGAAGGAUUAAGUUUAUUGGAGGAACCCUGUAAACUGGGAACCCCUUUCUUUGUAUGGGUGAGCAUUAGCCUGCUGAAAAAUGCCAGUUGGAAACCUCUAACCAAAGUAGCCUCUGGAGCCUUUUUAGAGGGCAGAGGAUGAGACCCAGUGUAUAAUCAGACCACACCUGUAAUCAUUUACAUAAAUUACAUAACUAAAAUAUAAGUAUUUCUGGGAUUUUCAGGAGUCUGGGGUGUGUUAUUUUUUUGUCAGUGAGUGUAUUUUGCUUCCAUACCAAACAUUCAUGUUCAGACUAUACAAAACAUGGCUGUUGCUUGGCUGUACUGAAUAUACACUGUAAUAAAAUAUCAUGUUUACUGUA